This is a messenger RNA of Chenopodium quinoa (quinoa), 729 nucleotides long. RefSeq lists its product as uncharacterized. NCBI's taxonomy places the organism in Eukaryota, Viridiplantae, Streptophyta, Magnoliopsida, Caryophyllales, Amaranthaceae. Bases 1 to 729 code for a protein of 242 amino acids. The transcript has a single exon. The record is from RefSeq and is a predicted model, not a curated record. Gene Ontology annotation, molecular function: nucleic acid binding.
AUGGCAGACAUUUUCGAUGAUGAUUUUUUCAGCAUUGAUCAAAUGCUAAAUGAUGAAGGUAAUAUGGAAGACAGUGAUUCAAGCACCAUUGAAGGAACUCACAACAUUGAAGACAAUGUGUUACAUGAAGAAGCAAUGCAACAUCUCAAAGGCAAGAAACAGCUUACUGUUUCCCAAAAAAGAGAAACUGUUGAUGCUAUUCUGUUGAAGCUGGAAGGUAGGGAAUUGCCAAGAGGGUUUUCAACACAGCAAGCAGUCAACUUCAAUGUACACAGGUCAACAAUUCAGAGGUUAUUCAAAGACAUAAAAUCCCAAAUGGCAGUGGGGAAUGUGAUAGAUGUCAGAAGCAAGAAGCUUGGCAAAACUGGACCCAAACCAACAGAGUACACAGAUGAGUUUUUACAAUCAGCCCCUUUGUACAAAAGGACAAUUGAGAGAAGCUAUGGAGCUGCUCUCAAAAUCUCACAUGUCACCAUUCACAAGUUAAAGAAAAAAAGGAGGCUGAGAACACAUACAAGCACAAAUCACCCAACUCUGACAUCCAACCACACGAUAGCAAGACUAAAAUGGGUUUUAAGUCAUCUACUGCCUGCUGCAGUGAAUGCUAACCCUAAGUUUGAGGAUAUGCAGCAAGUCAUACACAUAGAUGAAAAAUGGUUCUACUUGAACCCAGAAACAAGGAGGUUCUAUUUCCUGCCAAAUGAACCAAAUCCAUACAGGUGCCAAUAG